UGUGUCACAAUCUCCAUUUUUGCAGGAGCACCAAACACAGCAGAACUGAGGAUUUGCCGUGUGAACAAGAAUUUUGGUUCUGUUAAGGGAGGAGAUGAAAUUUUCCUCCUGUGUGAUAAAGUUCAGAAAGAUGAUAUUGAAGUACGUUUUUUCACAAAAGACUGGGAAGCCAAAGGAUCUUUUUCUCAAGCAGAUGUCCAUCGCCAGGUUGCAAUUGUCUUUAAAACCCCACCAUUUUACAACACAAAUAUUGCAUCGCCAGUGUCUGUUCAGAUGCAACUCCGUCGACCUUCUGACCAGGAGGUCAGUGAAGCAAUGGAGUUCAAAUAUCUGCCAGAUGAUAAAGAUCCAUAUGGAUGUAAUGAGAAGAAGAGGAGGAGAGAAACCUUUGAGAAGAUCAUCCAGAGUCUGCCAGGGAUGAACAUGGAGAGAAGUGCUGCCAUUCAACAUAGCAGUGUGCCGCCAACAAUUAAAAAAGAGCCAAUGAAUGUGUUUGCCCAAAGAUAUCCUGUGCAGCACAGCAGUAAUAACUUUAGCCAGCCUCAGCACUUCAUGUCCCACUCUUCAGAUAUGCUGUACCCUCACCAUUCUCUGCAGCCUGUGAUGAACUCGCACCCUUCCUCUUCCAUGAACAGCGGCAGCAGCUGGUCUCACGGACAACCCAGCAUCCCUUUGGAUUCUCUGCGGUUCAGUCAGCAACAACAGAGUUGUAGCGCCACUAUGCCAACUUCAAUUCCAAGCUCAAAGAUGCACAUGCCUGGUGAUAUUACACUUCCUCUCCUCACAGAAAUCGACCUGAAAUGUUUAGACACAAAUGGUUCAAAUGGCGCUUUACAAGCUGGAGUAGGCAGGAAGGAAAAUGAUGCCAACAGUAAUGGGCAUUUACCUCUGCAGUCGACAAAUGUGUACACAGCAGCAUGUGCCAACAGUCUGGAUGGAAGCUCUCUGAAUGCAGCUGUAGCAAACAACAAUAAUAAUAUGGACACUAGUGACAUUCUUCUGAGUGUGACGUCAGAGCAUAUAUACCAGUGGACAGCACCACCACCACCACCACCCCAGGGUUCGCAGGGACCCAAUGCCUCACUGGGGAUGAUUGGCUCAGACUCUCAGGUGCCUUACGAUGACGCAGUUCCUAGGCUUGUUAACAAUGGAGAUAUCUUUAAUGGGUUGAGGCAGCCCAACAAUGACAGCCAACAUGGCAAUCCCGGUGGCACACCGAGCAGCGAGCAUUACAGGGCAGAGGCUAACCCAAGCACUGGCCACUUCAAUUUAAUUUCACGAUGGGAGUACUUUCAGUCAUGAUUAAGUAACAAGCAAAUGGUAUCUGUAGGAAGGGGAUGAACUCUAGUGAUCUCGGGCAUCAAGAGGCUUAAUUUAUUUUAUUUAUGUCUGUGGCCUUGCAAGAAUUUGUGCAAAUAAUGGACCCCAUUUUAAGUAUCGAGACAAAUGAAAGUGUCAUCUGGUGAAUCGUCACACUGAGUUUAUCUGCUGAAACGUUUUGUUUCCUCCCCUUGUGCUCCCCGAGUCACGAGAGCACCAAGCAGCUUUCACCUCCUAAUAAUUCCUCCCCGGGAGCUGCAGAUUGGACGUUGUCUGUCCUGAAAAGCUCCUCGUAGCUCAGCAAUGACCAGCAUCCCAACGUGAAAAGCCGCUAUUACGGCCAGCCUUGUACCCAUUUGACAUAAAUUGUCAAAGGGUGAAUGUUUUAAACCGAUUUAGGGUAACGAGAUUAACUUUCAUAUUUAAAAUGUACACGUGGGGAAACUUUGUCCGAUGGCUCAAUUUGCUGUAUAGCGUCUUUAUAUCUAUAUCAGGUAUAUGUGGUUUAUGGGACAUUCUUAGUGAACUUUAACUAAAAUACUAAAGUGGAUGUUUUUCCACUCGGAUGAGUGCCACACAGAAACCUCCAAAAGGUCUCUUGAGAUACCGCUGUCGAUUACAUAGCAGACUCGCCACUCCAGAGUACGGCUGUGAGAUUUUUAGCCCUAACAGGGAAAUCAGGAAAGGGCACUUUCCUUUGUAAUGGCUAUGUCAUGUUAAAACAAGUUCUCAAAGUCUGACGUAUUGAAUCUAAGCGUUUAGCAAACGUGCAGUUUUAUAGACAGUGUGCUUGUGUAAUGUAUUCAAACAUUUAUCCUAAAUCAAUGCAACAACACAAUCUGAUCAACUAGUAAAAUUAUUACUAACUUUUUUGUAUUUGCCAGUACUUUUUUACAUUGAGCUUUCUGUAUAUAAGCUUUCUACUAAUGUGCUUAACCAGUCGACCUGAAUGUGUUUGACAGUACAGUUGUAAUGUGCUCGUUCGGUUUUUAAAAUGUGACGAGACUAUCGAGUGGGACUAAAGUAAAAUGUAAGGCUGGCGUACGACGUCACAAGUCCUGCACAUUAAGUUUAGCAUCCAGGCUGCUGAAUUGGAGUUUGUCGCCAGGCCUCUAACCAUCUUGUAUUCUGCAGUGCCAGUAACUUAAACACGGAUGGCAGAGUCGUGUUCAGUAUGUGGCCCUGGUGAGUAUCAUAACAAGGGUGGCAUUUAUCAGGUCAAGUGCCCAUGGGUCUCUUCACAGUCUAAAAGCACAUAUUGCCACUCUGAAAAAGAAAACUGUUUGCUUGAAAAGGUCCUUGUCCCUGUGUGGUAGUGCUUUGAGUAGUCAGAAAAGCGCUGUCUAAAUGUAAUGAAUUAUUGUUAUCAUUCUCUUUACUUUUUCAUCCAAAAUCUUGAAUAAAAGCGAACUCCAUGUACACUGACGCUGCUUAUUAAGUAAAUACUUGGUGCAUUGAAUAAAUCCAAAGAGUCCAAAUUAGGCAGUAGUUUAUUUCAGUCUUUUAAAGGCUCGUUGUACUGCAGUGGGACUAAGACAUGGCGACUCGUAUGCAUGAAGACAACAUUGGCUGGAAGGAAGUCGAUGAGCUUAAGGCUGGUGGAGUGCCAUUCGUGAAGCCAUUCUAAGAGUUUCCUAGGCCAUGGCACAUAACGAAUGUCCUUGCUGAGUACCCAACUGUUAUGAAUGGAUGCUGCUGAUCUUCAGACAUUGAUCUGCUUGUGUAAAGGGUUUUGGGGGGCUUCAAGAGCACAACAGCCACUCCUUCUGCUUGGAACCUGGAUGGGCAACCUACAGUCACAGUCAAACUCCUCCACAUGUUGCAUCCCUUAAAUCUCUCUCUCGAUGUUACACCAUUCAGACAAUUGUGAAAAAACAGCCAUUCGUAACCUAGAUUGUCCAAAGUAGUUUGUGCAAAUUUGAAGGUCCCUAAAGUCCAAGUUUCUGUGGUUCUUUGCCUGAAGAAAAACUUUUAACAUUUCUGCAAAAUCUUACCUUCAGCAGUGUGCCCAUGUUCCUGUUGAAUUUCUUUUAAAAUAGCAGCCUGGAUCAACCGUACCAAUUCCUUCAGUCAGUCAUUUUCUAACCCACUAUCUCUUUUAAAUAUCCAGUUGCUUAAACGGAAAAGGUUCAUCUUUAAUUUUACCUCUUAUUCCCAAUAAUCCAUUUAGUCCAUCUAUUCUGGACUUUCUCAAGUGCUAGAAUGUCUUUUUACCUUCCCCAAGGAUCUCAUUUAUAAAACUCUGGGGUGGAUGUAAGCAUGAAAAAUAUGAGUAUAUAAAAAAAAAAAAA
Molecule: messenger RNA, 3611 nt
Organism: Polypterus senegalus (gray bichir)
Lineage: Eukaryota; Metazoa; Chordata; Cladistia; Polypteriformes; Polypteridae
Product: proto-oncogene c-Rel-like
Exons: 5
Biological process (GO): canonical NF-kappaB signal transduction; regulation of transcription by RNA polymerase II; cellular response to stress
Cellular component (GO): cytoplasm
Molecular function (GO): RNA polymerase II cis-regulatory region sequence-specific DNA binding; DNA-binding transcription factor activity, RNA polymerase II-specific
Source: RefSeq, a predicted model, not a curated record